UAAAGUCAAAUGUCAGGGGUCCAAUUGUAAUUUAUCGUGUAAAAUUUAUGUGGUUAUAUGAAGUAACGUUGCUUUGUCAACUCAAUUCCCUCCACUGAUGUACCGAAUACAAAUACUGCCGCGAAAACACAACACAAAACCUUCCAUUCCCGCCAAAACCAAAGCGAGCACCCCAUAAGCCGGAGAACAGCACUUGUACAGAAACACAGCCGACCAAAACCCCCCCAAAUCCAGCCCUAGCAUGAAGAUCCGAUCAGUGAAGCUCCGAGAAGCCCACCGGAACAAUAACGGCGCGGCCUCAUUCUCUUCGAUUCUUUGGGACCUCAAAGCCGAGCACAUCGUCACUUCUUCGUCUUCCGAUUCGUCCAUCUGCAUUCACGAUCCUCUUUUGCCCUCGAAUACACCCAAGAUUCUUCGGAAUCAUAGAGAUGGUGUCACGGCCUUGGCUCUCAGCCCUAAUUCUACCUGUCUUGCUUCUGGAUCUAUCGAUCAUUCUGUCAAGCUCUACAAAUUCCCUGGUGGAGAAUUUGAGACCAACAUCACCAGAUUUACAUUGCCAAUCCGUGCACUUGCUUUUAAUAAAUCUGGUACCAUGUUGGCAGCUGCUGGUGAUGAUGAAGGUAUUAAACUUAUCAAUACCAUUGAUGGUUCAAUUGCAAGGGUUCUCAAAGGACAUAAAGGAUCUAUCACUGGCUUAGCUUUUGAUCCAAAGAGUGAAUACUUGGCUUCAGUUGAUUCGUUUGGGACAGUGAUAUACUGGGAACUCCAAUCUGGAAGAACUGUUCAUACACUUAAAAGCAUAGCUCCUUACACUCUUUCUGACAAUUCCACUAUGAAUGUAGUUAACUGGAGCCCAGAUGGGGAGAUUCUAGCUGUCCCAGGUUUGAAAAAUGAUGUGGUGAUGCAUGAUAGAGACACUGCUGAAAAGCUGUUUUCACUUAGAGGUGAUCAUGUGCAACCUAUUUGUUUCAUAUCUUGGUCACCUAAUGGGAAAUAUAUGGCCACUUCUGGUUUAGACAAGCAGGUUCUGAUUUGGGAUGUUGAUCGAAGGCAGGACAUUGAUCGGCAGAAAUUUGAGGCUGCAAUAUGUUGUAUGGCAUGGAACCCACAUGGGAAUGCACUGGCAGUCAUUGAUGUUAUGGGAAAAUAUGGGGUAUGGGAAUCGCCUGUACCUACAUCAAUGAAAUCUCCUACUGAAAAUAUUCCAGGUCUUCAAACAAAAAACAGUAAUGGCCUCCUCUUUUUCGAUGAAGAGGAAGGAGAGCCUAGUGCAUCUGGCAGUUUAAGUGAUCUUGGUGAAGAUAGUAAUGGUGAAGCUGAAUUACCUAGCAGGAAAAGACUACGUAAACAGUCUGACUAUGAUGGAGAUUGGGAUGGAGAAACUAGCAAUGAGCUGAGUUUGCUUCCAAAGAUAGAAUCCCGCAAAAAAGCUUCUCAUGGUCAAAAGGGUAGCCUGGGUAAUGGGAAAGAGGGACUAAGAAGCACAAUAAUAUCUGCAGGGCCAAAAAUGCAGGAAGCUUUUCAGCCAGGUGCUACUCCUUUGCAGGCAGGAAAAAAGCGAUUUCUGUGCUACAAUAUGCUUGGAAGUAUAACCACAAUGGAGCAUGAUGGAUACUCCCACAUAGAGAUAGAUUUUCAUGAUACUAGCAGCGGCCCACGAGUUCCAGCAAUGACUGAUUAUUUUGGUUUCACCAUGGCUUCAUUAAAUGAAAGCGGAAGUGUCUUUGCAAAUCCAUGCAAGGGUGAGAAGAACAUGAGUACUCUCAUGUAUCGUCCAUUCAGUAGCUGGGCAAAUAAUAGUGAGUGGUCUAUGCGUUUUGAAGAAGAAGAAGUGAGAGCUGUGGCACUUGGUACUGUCUGGGUUGCUGCUGUUACAAGUCUUAAUUUUCUACGCAUCUUCACUGAGGGUGGAUUGCAGAGAUAUAUUUUGUCUCUGGAUGGACCAGUGGUGACUACAUCAGGAUACAAAGAUGAACUUGCUGUUGUCACACAUGCUUCACCUUCUCUUCCCUCUGCUGAGCAGAUGUUAGAAUUUAGAGUAUUCAAUAUUCGUAAUGGGAUGCAGUCCCUCAGAGGACGACUUCCAUUAACUCCUGGUUCAUGUCUCACAUGGUUUGGUUUCAGCGAAGAAGGGCAAUUAAGUUCUUUUGAUUCUAAGGGUGUGUUGAGAGUCUUUACAAAUCAAUGUGGAGGCAGUUGGCUCCCACUAUUCAGUGCUAGUAAAUUAAAGAAAUCAGAGGAAUACUAUUGGGUUGUUGGAUUGAACGCAAUCAAUUUGUUUUGCAUUGUAUGCAAAUCUCCUGAUUCAUCCCCACAGGCCAUUCCCAAACCAGUUCUCACUCUAUUAGAUCUUUCAUUUCCUCUUGCAUCCUCUGACCUGGGAGCAGAUGCCCUUGAAAAUGAAUUUAUAUUUAGCAAUAUGCAUCUCUGCCAGAUUCAGAAAAGAAUUGAAGAAAUGGCAGCUGCAGGUGAGGAUACUACUUCACUCGAUGAUGAGGCUUUCAAUACAGAAGCAGCUCUUGAUAGAUGCAUCUUGAGGCUCAUAGCAUCCUGCUGCAAUGCCGAUAAGCUUGUGAGAGCUACCGAACUUGUGAAACUUCUUUCGGUGGCAAAAUCAGUGAAAGGAGCGAUUAAGCUUGUUACUGCCCUAAAACUACCGAAUUUGGCAGAGCGAUUCAAUACCAUAUUGGAAGAAAGGUUGCUCAGUGAGACCAUGGAAAAUACAGUCCCCCCUCACACAAACUUGAACAGUGAUACUAAUAUCAAAAAUGAUGUUGCAGCCACCAAGACUUUUACUUCACCAGAAAGUGCUAGACCAUCCGAACCUGUUAUUCCACUGCCAUCACAGAAGUUUUCUUAUUCCUAUGCAAAGAAAGAGAAGUUGGAAGAUCUUGCUAAAGCUGGAAAAGCAAAAACCGAACAAAAACAAAAUGGAAAAUUGGAGAAUGCAGGGGAAGUGAAAAAUGUAGGAGAGAUCAAGGUGAGGGAGGUGAAUCAGGUACAAUCUCAUCGUCCAUUGAAUCCUUUUGCAAAAUCAUCAAAUAACCAAGAAAAAUCCUCGUUAUUGGAUUCUCUAAAGAAGAUGAAGAAGAUUGACAGCACUGGUUAAAGAUAAGAGAGGAUGAUUGUAUCUCCUGGGAAAAAUAACCCAUCAGCAAGCCCAGAAAAAAAGCCUUUUAAAAAAAAAAAAAAAAACAAAAUCUUAUGUUUUUUCAAAUUGGUAAGUAUGUGUCUUAUUCAAUAUUUCAAUUUAUAACCCGUCAAUCAUCUUUGAUUUGAUCGAGCUGUUAUAUAGAAGGAUCCAACCACAUGGAUGGACUAACUAACUUGGUUUUACCUAAUUAUUCAUACUUAGCUCUCUUUAUAACUCGUCGAUCGAAAUCGGUUGGUCAAUGUAAUUUAAUAAUUAUUAAAUUUAUAUACACUAUAGUGAUGCGAUGUUAUCGUUACACUUAAUAUUGACUUGAUGCUAUGAU
Ilex paraguariensis (yerba mate) is the source of this 3476-nucleotide messenger RNA. NCBI's taxonomy places the organism in Eukaryota, Viridiplantae, Streptophyta, Magnoliopsida, Aquifoliales, Aquifoliaceae. The record is from the annotation of a GenBank genome assembly.